This is a messenger RNA of Bipolaris victoriae FI3, 426 nucleotides long. RefSeq lists its product as hypothetical. Bases 1 to 426 code for a protein of 141 amino acids. The record is from RefSeq and is a predicted model, not a curated record. NCBI's taxonomy places the organism in Eukaryota, Fungi, Ascomycota, Dothideomycetes, Pleosporales, Pleosporaceae. The transcript has 2 exons.
AUGCAAUUCACCACCACCGCCCUCCUCACCCUCAUCGCGGCCGUCAGCGCCGCCCCCUCCAUCUCAGACAUCGGCUACUGGAACGUAACCAUCUACCACGACUUCCACACCGGAGCAGGCUAUACCGAGAAACUGCACGCCGAGUUCAACUCCCCUUACUACAAGAAGCCCCUCGUCACGGACUGCACAGCCAGUUAUACGUUUCGCAACGGACGUACAACACCCGUCUGCACGCCCAACUCGCUUACUUAUUCGUACGAUAAUCAGACUGAGAUCUUCAGUAUGCGCCAGUGCAUUACCAAGCCAGCCAAGUUGGUCGCGACGGGAAACCACAAGGUUGACAUCAAGGUCAAUGGCGGAAAGGAUCUUCGUCCUUAUACCGGCAACUUCAUCGUCCCUGUUUUGGAUCGUGAGCCUGAGAAAUAA